This is a messenger RNA of Scophthalmus maximus (turbot), 1311 nucleotides long. RefSeq lists its product as uncharacterized. NCBI's taxonomy places the organism in Eukaryota, Metazoa, Chordata, Actinopteri, Pleuronectiformes, Scophthalmidae. The coding region runs from base 667 to 1311 and encodes 214 amino acids. The record is from RefSeq and is a predicted model, not a curated record. The transcript has 3 exons.
GCGGUUUGUUGUGAGCAAGAAGCUAAAUGCGCCUAUGAGUGAAUGAAUGAGGUAAAAUUACAUAUGGCCGCUCAGGAUACUACUACUACCAGAUGUAGAGCACUGUGACGAAAAAUGCUCCGACUGCUUUCCCUUCGAGCUGCAACUACUCGCCCUGAAACUGGCAUUGGAGGAAUGGAGUCACUGGCUGGAAGGAGCAGAGACACCGUUUGUGGUUAUGGACCGACCACAAGAACCUGGCCUACAUCCAGACGGCCAAACGUUUGAACUCUCGUCAGGCCCGGUGGGCCUUGUUCUUCGGCCGGUUCAAUUUCUCCCUCACCUAUCGUCCGCCGGGCAGCAAGAACAUCAAGCCGGAUGCUCUGUCCAGACAGUUUGGCCCUGUGGAGGAGGAAUCAGCUGCACCUGACACCAUCCUUCCCACAACCGUUGUGGUGGCGUCCCUGACCUGGGAGAACGAGGCAACGGUAAGACAAGCACUUGAGACUAACCCUGACCCCGGUGGUGGUCCACUGGGACGCUUGUUUGUCCCCGUUUGUGCUCGCUCCCAGGUUCUUCAGUGGGGUCACACCUCUCAAGUCUCGUGCCACCCAGGAGUCGCCAGGACUAUUUCUCUCAUGAGCAGACACUUCUGGUGGCCUACCAUGCUGGUGGAUACCCGGGAAUAUGUCCAGGCCUGCACCAUCUGUGGCAGAAGUAAGGCAUCUCAUUGUCCAUCGGCUGGUCUCCUCUGUCCUCUCCCAGUGCCCGGACGGCCCUGAUCCCACAUUGCCCUGGAUUUCGUCACCGGUCUACCUCUCUCAGAAGGAAUCGGAGAUAGCGGUUCCCUCUAUCCAACAUCAACUUCGGAGGGUGCAAAGGAUCUGGAGGGAGACCCGACGGGCGCUUCUCCGUACUCAGGAACAGAACAAGAGGAUGGCGGAUCGCCGCCGCACUCCAGCACCCAAAUACAAGCCCAGCCAACAGGUUUGGUUGAACUCCAAGGACAUUCCCCUAAAUGUUUCCUCUAAGAAACUCGGCCCUCGUUUCAUUGGUCCAUAUGUAGUCGAGGCUGUGAUCAACCCCUGCGCUGUUUGCCUUAAGCUCCCUCCAGCCCUCAGGAUACACCCCCUGCCUGCACCAUGCGGUUUUGUUUGUUCCCUCGGAGGACGCCAGUUCCACGUGGAGGAGAGCCACGUAUUGGAUUGGGACUCCGAAUCACUCUGCAAGCUCUGGAGAGCUCACCACCACCCACCUCUCACCACUGGGACCCCGGACACGCCACUCCCCGCCCCCUGUGCACCUUGCACUGUACAUAAUCUUACAUAUUAA